Molecule: messenger RNA, 2200 nt
Organism: Diabrotica virgifera virgifera (western corn rootworm)
Lineage: Eukaryota; Metazoa; Arthropoda; Insecta; Coleoptera; Chrysomelidae
Product: corticotropin-releasing factor-binding protein
Exons: 10
Coding region: 815-1999 (394 amino acids)
Biological process (GO): negative regulation of corticotropin-releasing hormone receptor activity; hormone-mediated signaling pathway; negative regulation of corticotropin secretion
Molecular function (GO): corticotropin-releasing hormone binding
Source: RefSeq, a predicted model, not a curated record
UUCAGAUUCAAAUUGCGUCGAAGUAAAAGGCCGCAUUUUGUAUUCGUCAGAAAAGUCAAGUAACAAACUGCAUUAGUACUCUACAAAAUUGUCGCUGUUUAGAACUUCACAUUGAGAAUGAAUCCUUUGGCAUACGUGAUGAAUACAAACGAAGUUGGAAAUGGACAUCUGUAUGUCAAGUUUUUGUUGCCUCUUCGACGGUUCUGUUCUAAUAGAAGUGAUCAAAAACAAAUAAAAGACAAUACUAAGUAAACUGUUUUACGUCAUUGUCAAACGCAAAACGCGAGCGAAAAAAAAUUUUGUGUAAAAUAUUUUCAUAGUGUAUCAGAUAAGGUAUAGAAUAAAAAAAAACAAAAAAAAAUAAUAAAAAAGCUUAAUAAAAACAUUAAGUAAGUGCUAGAAAUAAGAUGAAAUAAGAACAAUACUAUUUUAAUUAACUUAUAAGUGUACAUCUAAAAAGUGAAACAAACAAAUAGAUUAAUAUUAAGGAUAAUGGUUAAAAACAAACUUAUUUGUGAGAGUAAAGUUAAAACAUAAUUCAAAAAAAGUGAACUCGUGAAAGACUUUCUACAAACGGUCUCUUUUAAUUACGCUAAGAAAAAGACUAAAGUGAUAAACGUAAGUAAUAAAAACAAACGUGUAGGUGUAAGCUCAUCGUCAAUAAAAACAAAAACCAAAAGAACAUCCCAAAAAGUUUCUGUUGAGCGCAAGAACCGAGAGCAUCGUGGCCGCUAUAUAACGCCGUUCAAGCGUCGGAGGAUCCCACAUUCCCGCGUCGCGAGCGUCCUUUUGAAUAGUUCUACCACCUGUUAGGAUGAGUUACUUGGCUGGCGUGCUCGUUGCCACUUUCUUGGUGGUGAUGGGUCUUUUUGAGGUGAGGGUAGUGCUUGGAUUCCCAGGGAGUACCAAGGAGGUGAAAAUUAUGGCCCCGAUAGAUGUUAAGCAAGGAGGGAUUGGACGUCCCGGUCAGGGUUUUAUGAACUUGCGGGGCAUACUUCCUACGAGCAAUGAUUUUACGAAACCAAUAAGGACUAAAAGGACUAUUGAGGAACAUCAUGUUACGGAUUGUAUACACAUGACGUCAGAAGAGGGUGAGUUCUACCACAAAGCUCUAUCAGUGGAUGGCCAAGCUUGCGGUAUUUACAUUUAUGCAGAACCGAAUCAAAAUAUAGAAAUCCGUUUCAAUUAUCUGGAUGUACCUUGCGAAAAUGGCGGCCUUGUUUCGGUAGUAGAUGGAUGGGAAUUGAAGGGAGAAUUUUUUCCGAGCAGUAGAGACCAUCAGAAACCGUUGAGGGCGCGAUUUAACGAGUUUUGUGGAGAAAGGAAAAUAAAGAAAGUUUUCACGAGUUCCCAAAAUGUAGCACUGAUACAAUACAGGAUGCCUGCCCGAGGGACUAGUUUCAGCUUUACCGUGAGAUUUGUGAAGAACCCUACACCUUGCAACGUAUUUUUCCAAGCAGACGACCAUGAAACCAUAUAUACCCUUCACAACUAUGGAAGAAGAACGAAUUGCAGUCUCAGUACAUUAUUUCCAGCCUCAGUCAGUAUAGAAGCACUUAACGUAGGUGUGACACCAGUUUUAGAUAGAGGAAUUCAACAGGAAACUGGCACAAUUCAUAAGGUAUCAAACAAAUUGCUAAACGGGGUCUUGAAGUUGAAAAUGGAAAAAACCAUUGGAUUAUCCACAAUAUCCACACCUAAUAAACAACAAAAAAACUGGAGACAGUGUCAGAAGAGAGGUCUGGAAGACUACGUUGAAGUAGGAGGAUCAUUAGGUUUGGAUAACAAACACCUUCAAGUCGCUGACUCAUUUUGCGGCCUUAAUUCAACACCAGGAAGAUACGCAGAAACGAUAGCAUGUGACACUACAACAGUUCGAUUAGUAUCUUCAGGAGCUUUCGAUAAUUCUGUUACAAUCAAAAUGAGGCAAUUAACAGACAACGACAUUGACGGCCACUUAAGUGUUGUUUGUUUUACAGAUGAUAUGUUGCAGGAAUAAACAACGGUUCCUGUCAACUUGCUCCAAUAACCACAAACAUUUUUUCCUUGGUGUGGCAGAAACCAUCGUUGAAGACUUAAUAUUUAACAUUGAGUAUUGUACUUGAAAUUUAUUUUUUGUCCAAAUUUAUUGUAUGUAGAAUUAAUUAAACACGUAGGAAUCUUGUAUGUGUAUAAAGAGUCAAAUAAAAUAUUACCAAAA